Panicum virgatum (switchgrass) is the source of this 2365-nucleotide messenger RNA. RefSeq names its product calmodulin-binding protein 60 B-like. Gene Ontology annotation, biological process: regulation of salicylic acid biosynthetic process. The record is from RefSeq and is a predicted model, not a curated record. The transcript has 10 exons. Gene Ontology annotation, molecular function: DNA-binding transcription factor activity; calmodulin binding; sequence-specific DNA binding. Gene Ontology annotation, cellular component: nucleus. NCBI's taxonomy places the organism in Eukaryota, Viridiplantae, Streptophyta, Magnoliopsida, Poales, Poaceae. The coding region runs from base 323 to 1570 and encodes 415 amino acids.
AAACCUCCGGCCACUCCGAUCCCUCCGGUAGUCCAGUGUCUCCAGCCGGUCUACUGGAGCGGGGCCGGCGAGGUGUGGAAGAGUGCGUGACUUUUCCAACCGGCCCCGUCGAUCGAUAUAAAAUACGCCGGCCUCGUGCUCUCUCGACCUACUCACCCGCUCGCUCCGGUGGUCCACCUCCUCUCGCUUCUCGCCGGCGCAGAUCGAGCGAGCACCCCAUAGGCGGCGCCAAGCAGUAAUCGCGGGCAACCAAGCGUCAGAGCCGACCGCCAGCGGGCUGCCUAGCUGCUGAUCGAGAUCGUCGACCUGAAGCCAAUUAGCCAUGCCGCCGAAGAAGCGGGAGCUGGAGCAGGGCGGCUCCAGCGGCGGCACGCCGCCGUCGUCGCAGGCGCCGGCGCUGAAGAAGCGCUGCCGGUCCUUCGACCUGGAGAUCAGGGGCUGCAGGCACCUGCAGGAGCUCGCCGCCGCCGUCAAGGUCAGCCUCGAGGCCGCGCUCGAGGCCGCCGUCGCCCGGAUACCAGAAGAAGUUGCCAAAGCAUUUACAAGUUUCUUAAGCCGUGCUCCUAGUUUGUGCAGAACACUGGUUGAUCAGAAUCAGCCUCCAAGAUACAAGCUCACCUUCACCAAUGGCUUGGGCAGUGAAAUUUUCACAAAGAAGGUCAUCUGUGACACAAAUGGGAAGCCCCUCAAGAUAUGUGUAAUAGCAAACGGCCAGGAUGAAACCGACCCUCGUAUUCUUUGUGCUAAAAUCAGAGUCGUUGUUCUUGAUGGCGACUUCAAUAGGCACAAUCAAGAAUGCUGGACUCAAGAGGAGUUCAACAACUCCACAGUACGCCCACGAGACAAGGUUGGGGCAGUCUUGACAGGGGAUCUUGAGCUGAGUCUGACAAAUGGUGAGGCUUAUCUCCACAGCGCUACUUUUAUCGAUAAUUCCAAGUUUGUGAGGAGUGGCAAGUUCAGGCUUGGGGUUAUGGUUAUUGACAAUCUCGGUGAACGAGUCCAAGAAGGCGUCACCGAACCUUUCACUGUCAAGGAACGGCGUGGUGAAGGAUACAGAAAGCAUGAUAUACCAUCGUUGAAUGAUGAUGUGUGGCGCCUGAAGAAUAUCUCAAAGGAUGGUGCUUUCCAUGCCGCAUUGAGAGGUUCUGGCAUUUUGUUUGUCAAGGACUUCUUGAGGUUGUAUUAUAAGGAUGAGCAAGGUCUGCGCAAUAUUCUCAUCAAGGCCACAGAAUUAGCUUGGACUACUAUUGUUGAGCAUGCUAAGAAAUGUGAUCCUGGACGAGAGCUAUAUUCUUUUCUUGUCGAAGGCAAUAGUGUUCUUCUUUUCUUCAACUCUGUCUAUCAGAUUGUUGGAGCGAAAUUUGGUGACUACUACUUGCCCUUCAAUGAUCUGGAAAAGGCUCCAAAGGAACUGGUCAUACAAUGGAGCAAAGUUGCAUACGAAAAUAUACCCUACAAGGGACCAGAUUAUGAAAUGGAUGAUGAUGGGAAACUAAGACCAAUCAACCAGGGAAUGAGUAUGCUGGAGCAUAAAUUUACUGACCUUAUGCAAGACAGAAAUGUUUGUUAAGCUGAUAAUCAGCAAGGGACUUCCUGUAGUCAUUCCAAGCAGUGCACGUUUAAAAGGCUGGGAUCCAUUCGACUUACGCAAAAUGAUGAAGAUGAAUCAUUUGACUUCAGUGUCUACAUGGACUCUAUCUCUGAACAUUGUGCAGCCACAUCUACAAAUGACAUCACAGGUCUAGUCACGCUUCGUUGCCCAGAUGCCGAGGUAAAUGAAGCAACAGGAUCUGUGGUUUUGACACAGGCAUCCCUUACAGUGGAUGAUGGGGUUUACAAUAUACUUCUGACAGAGAAUGAUGCUGCAGUCCCUCAGCUGUGUGAAGAGCAGCAACCUGCAGAGGGAGCCCAGUUUGUCGCCUCUCUUUGCGGCGUCAGAGCUCUGGCAGACUAUCCUAUGUACUCAAGGCAUGGCAGCUUCAAAGAGCCCGGUUGCCAUGACGCGGCGGAGCUGGGAGCAGAACCGGCUGUGUGAAAGAAUGGCUAAGUGAAAAUAAGAAAAUUAAUGAAUAAAACAUCAUUGGGUUGAAUUGUCGAUAAAUCGCCGAAGAUGCUCUAUGUAGAAUGGCAAGGACAAGUUUAAAUGACAAGAUUGGCCACCAAGUAAAUGUUGUUUAGAUAUGUAUAGUGAAGAUAUUCUUUCAUUCAACUUUCAGCUUUGUUCUUGGUGAUUGUUUGAAGCUUUGUUUGGUUUGAAGUGUUGUUGUUCAUGAGUUCAUGUCUAGCAACUUAGUGGGCUACAAAAAAUAUUUCUAGACGUGCUCAACAUGUUUUUUUUUUGAAGUAAAGUGGUGAACAUGUUUUA